This is a messenger RNA of Dictyostelium purpureum, 5205 nucleotides long. RefSeq lists its product as uncharacterized. The record is from RefSeq and is a predicted model, not a curated record. Bases 1 to 5163 code for a protein of 1720 amino acids. Gene Ontology annotation, biological process: rescue of stalled cytosolic ribosome; ribosome-associated ubiquitin-dependent protein catabolic process. The transcript has 5 exons. Gene Ontology annotation, molecular function: ribosomal large subunit binding; ubiquitin protein ligase activity. Gene Ontology annotation, cellular component: cytosol; RQC complex. NCBI's taxonomy places the organism in Eukaryota, Evosea, Eumycetozoa, Dictyosteliales, Dictyosteliaceae.
AUGGGAAAAGAUAGAAAUAACAAUAGAGGUCCUAAAUUUAACCCAUCAAGUAGUGGUGAAGCAGGUUCAUUAUUACCAGGCGGGUUUAUUGGAUUUUCAGCAUUCACUACAAAUUUAACAAAUGCUACCGAUCCAGACUAUUAUCAAGUAGAUCCCGAAUAUCAAGUUUUAUUAAAAAAACUUCAAAAAAAAGAUAGUAUUAGUAGAAUAAAAGGUUUAGAAGAAUUAAAUAAAUUAUUUAGUAAAAUUAAUAUAGAGUCACCAGAAUUUAAUCCUUCAUCAAUUAAACCAUUAAUGAAUGCAUGGGAAUUUAUGUAUAGACGUUUAGUUAACGAUGAUGACCGUCAUGUUAGAGAUUUAGCAAAUAUUUGUUUAGGCUCAAUUGGCUCUAGAAUCGGUAAACAUAUGGGUCCACAUGUUAAAGUACUUUUAGGUCCAUGGGUAUUUUCAAUUUGUGAUCAAAAAGAUCAAGCUGUUAACUCUGCAUUAAACUCAUUUAAUAAUAUAUUCCCAGAAAAAAAACAAAAGGAUGUUUAUAAAUUUGGACAUGAUGAAGCAUUAACAUAUUUGUGUGAAAACUUGCAAGAGACACCUCAAACUAUUGGUGAUAGUAAAUCAGUUACACCAGAGGUACUUCAAGAUCGUUAUGAAAGAUGUAUUUCAAAUUCAUUAUUAGCAAUCGAUUAUUUAAUUAACAAAACACAAGAAGAUACAACUACAUCAACAUCAACAUCCACAUCCACAACCACUACAGAUACAAAUAAUAAAAAUUUAGAAAUUUAUGAAAAUAUUUUUGAAUCACAAUUUUUUUCAUUUUUCCAAUCAAAGAGUUCGUUAAUUAGAAAGACAUCCUAUAGAGUUUUAACCACUAUCAUUAAUAAACUUCCAAUGUUUGUCGAAAAGAAUUUUAAAGACUUUAGUUCAAAGGUAUUGGGUUUAUUUUCAGAAAAAGAUUCAACAACACAUCUUUUUAUGUGGGAAGGAGUCAUUUCAUUUUUAAAGAAAUAUGGUGAUAAAGCAUGGGACCAAGUUGAUGUACGUAAACACGUAUUGCCAAGAUUAUGGUCAUUCUUUAAGUCUGGUUGUUAUGGUAGCUAUGAUUUAUCAUAUCCAUCUAUUUUACCAUUACUCACAUUCAUUCCAUCAAGUGUUAUUGGUGAGGGUACAGCAUUCUUUAAAGAGUUUUUUGGUAAUCUUUUCAAGGGUUUAGAGGUACUCGACAAUGUUCGUCUCUAUGGUAAUCCAAAUAAUCAAGAUAGACCAUCCAAUUUAAUGUUAUCAUGCUAUUUAGAAUGUAUAGUUUAUUCAAGUAAGAAAUGGGGUUCACAACAAGAAGAGGUUAAUCAAUAUUUAAUUCAAGAUUUGUUUGGUAGUUUCUAUCGUGAUUAUUUUAAUCUCGAGUAUUGCUCAUUCACAAAAUCGUUCUUGGUCACAAAAUUAUUAGAAACCACUAGAAAACUUUCAAGUAUUAAUGAACAACUUAAUGUACCUCAAUUAGAAGCCCUCUUUAAAUUGAAUGUAUUAAACGAUGUAUUUGUAAAUCUAAUUAAAGCUGAAAAAGAAAAACAACCAGAAACCAAAGAGGAAAAAUUAGUUCAGUCAAUCUCAAAUGAAACAUUCUUUGACAGAUUUAAUCUCUUCCUCUCCUAUUCAAGCAUGUCCAGUGGUGGCAAUCCAAGUAAUAACUUAGUUUUCAUACAAGAAUUUAUCAAGAGAUUAUUCGGUUUAGCAUGCAAUGGUCUAUCAGUUCACCAAGAAUAUUCAAUCAAAAUGAUCGAUAUCAUUUUAAAGAAUUAUAAAAUUAGUCAGAUUUUACUCACUACCAACGAUUUCCAAAACUUCUUUUCAAAUACAAUUGUACCAUCAUUAAACAAAGCCAUUAGCGAACAAAAUAAACAAUUGGUAUCAAAUUUAAUUUCAAUUACCAUCACAUUACUCACAGCAAUAUUAAAGGAAAAUAAUGAUCAAAAAGAUUUUAAUCAAUAUUGGUCCACUAUUUUAAAUGUUUUCAUUAAUGAUAGAAGUGGAAUGAUAAAUGGCAGUGCCAGUUUAGGUUUAGAAGCAGAGUUAUCAAAAUUAAUCAAUACCAUCAGUUCACAAGAAACAACCUCUGAAAAAAGAUCUUGGUUAUCAAAUCAACUUUUAGAUAAACUAACUAAAUCCAUUAUAUCAAAUUGUAACGAUAAUGAUGAAAAGGAAUACAAGCCAAUAGUACCAGGCGAUGUUAUUGAAAGAUUAAUCAAAUGCUUAUCUUCAAAACUAUCACAAUUAAUGGAAACCAUUGAAAUGAAUUUAUUACUAGAUUUUAAUCUUGACUAUUUAGUUGGACUCUCAUUAAUGGUUUUAUCAAUUGAUGACUAUAAUCAACAGUUGGAACCAAUUAAAGGCUUAAUUUCUCAAUGGAUCAAAUUCAUAAUUGAAAUUCAUCAUCGUCCAAACUUACAAUCACUCUACUCUAAAGAUUUACUUUCAAUCAAUAAUCAAAUCAUUGCUACCAAGUACAAAGAUACCAAUAUCUCCACAUUAAUCAUAAAUUUAAUAAUAGAAUAUGUCGAAAAACUAUCAGAACCAGAUUUAGAUUACCUUUCAAACCAAUUAGUUCAAUUAAUUAAUAAUAAUACCGAUAAUAAUAGCUGCUUAGAUAACUUAUUUAAACACUAUAGUAAUAACAAUAGCAAUUUAGUUAGCCAAAUUAAAAUUUCAUGGUUUAGAUAUAACAAAGUAUUACCGCUAUAUUUAAUAACUGAUAAACAACCAACAACUUUAAACCAGCAACAAGUUAACCAAUUAUUCAAAACCAUUAUUUUUAAUUUUAAUAUAAUCAACUCUAUUGGUUUCGAUGAAGUUACUAAAUAUCUUAUCAGCAGUCCCAACACCUCAUUAAUAAUUAAUCAAAUAUUAUCAUGUUUUAUUUUUAUUAAUAACGAUAAUAAAUUAGAAGAAGGCCAACAACUACCAACUUACUACUACCAAGUUAUGAAUUUUAUCGAUAUUACCUCCAGCUCCUUCAUAAACAAUUUUAUUAAAUCAUUAUUUAAAUUUGAAGAUAAAUCAAUAUUCAGUACUGAGUGGUUCAAGAAAUUAUUAAAUGGUGCCACUACUUCAAACUCAUCAUCAAAUCAACAAAUAAUUAAUUUAUUGAGUGUUAAACUAUUUGUCGAUUAUUUAACUAAAGAAGAAGAGGAAUCUGAAGAGGCAAAAAAAUAUUUCCACCUAUUAUUAGAACAGGCCAGUAUCUUUGAAAACUUUAAGAAAUCAAAUUUAACAGUCCAAGAAUUAAAUUUCAUUCAAAUUCUAUUACCAAUUUUAUCAACAUCAGCAUCAUCAAAAGAUUUAAUUCAAUUCUACAAAGAAUCACUCUAUGAAAAAAUUUCAAAUAUUACACCAUCAAUUCCAAAUGAUUUUACACCAACCAUUGUUCAUUUAUCAUUGCUAUCCUCAAUAUUAUUACAAGAACAAAUGAAUGGUAAUAAAGAAAUCUCCUCUUUAAUCAGCGAAAAAGAAUUUUCAGUAUUAUUAAAUGGUUUGCAAAUGAUUCAACAAUGGUAUCAAAAAUUAAAGAGUCCAUUACUUAAAGAUGCAAGUGAAAACAACAAAGAAUUAGAAUUAGUUUUAUUAAACUUUAUCUUUAUAAUCAUCCAAUAUAGCUUAUGUAAAAAAUCAAACUUACCAAGUAAUCUCUCUCAACUUGUCCAAUCAUUAUUAACAGUUUGGUUAACAAAUACUAUUUAUGACAACGAACCAUUAAGCAACAUUAACAACAAUACUGAACAAUUAAAUCAACUAAUCAAUUAUCAAUCAUUAAAAAUUUAUAAUUUAUUAUUAUCAAAUGAUAAUAUUAAAUAUAUUAUCCCCGGCUCCGAUCAAUUUAUUAUCGAUCAUUCUAUAUUAGUAUUAAAUAAUUGGUUACACUUAUCAAGCAGUCCACUCACAAGCAAUAGCCAUCUCUUAGAGCUCUAUUCAAAUACAUUUGAAAAAAUGGACAGUGAUAUUAGAUAUAAGAUCUCAUUAACAAAGAUUGACAAUAUCAUCUCACUCUUAUACUCAACAAGUAGAGGUAUCCAAAAGACUGCUUACACAAUAUUAGAGUCAUACUUUUCAAAUGAAAACUCUCAGCUUGUUAAAUCAUUCCUUUUAUCAGAUAACCCAGAAGAUGACGAUGAUGAAAAAGUUCAAUUCAUUGUAUUCAGCAAAGAAUUUGAAAGAAUAUUAUUAGAUUUUGAUUCAAGCUGGAAAGAAUUAAAAAAGAAUAAAAACUCAUCCACCAUCAAUAUUAAAUGUGUAGGUCAAUUAAUACUUUGGAAUUUAUUAUUAAAGAAUUAUUCAAAAUUAGAUUUAAAUAAGAGAUCAGUAGUCAACGGUUGGUUAAACCAAACUCAUAAAGUAUCACAAUUAUUAAAUUAUAUUUUCACUUUUGCAAAAAAAGACGAACAACCAAAUUAUAACUAUUCAGAAUUCCCAUUUAAUGAAAUUGAAGAAAAUGAAAAUAAUAUAAACAAUAAUAUAACUAACAUUACAUUCAGAUAUUCAACUAUUCAAAUGUUAUGCUCACAUUGUAUAUUUUCAUUAGUAAAUUAUUUACCAAAUAUGUUUAGAAGAUGGGCUGAUGAUUGUUCAACAAAUAGCAAAAUGAAUCAACAAAUUCAAAACUAUGUAACCAAUUAUAUUAGUCCCUUAAUUAUUCAAAAUGAAAUUACCCGUGUUAACAAUUAUUGUGAUGGCAAAGACUCUAACUUUACCGUUAAAGGCUCUACUUCGACUAAAGAAGUUAUUGCAUCCUACGAAAAAGAUGAUAUCACAAUUUCAUUGGUACUCUCUAUUCCAGACACAUAUCCACUACGUGUUUUAACUGUCGAGUUUUCAAAAAGAGUUGGUGUAACUGAAUCUCAGUGGAGACAAUGGUUGUUAUCAAUGACAUCAUUACUACUUACUCAAGAUGGAUCCGUUUUAGAUGCCUGUUUACUUUGGAAGAACUCUUUAGAUAAACAUUUCGAGGGUGUCGAAGUUUGCCCAAUUUGCUAUAGUAUGUUCCACAAUGGCACCAUUCCAAAAUUCCAAUGUAAAACAUGUAGAAAUAAAUUCCAUGCUGGUUGUAUCUACAAAUGGUUCCAAACUUCCCAUAAAUCCAACUGUCCACUUUGUAAUACACUUAUCGAAAAUUAGAUUUAAAUAAAUACUAUUAAAAAGAAUUUUUUAUUUUUAGAU